This is a messenger RNA of Plasmodium inui San Antonio 1, 450 nucleotides long. RefSeq lists its product as hypothetical. Gene Ontology annotation, biological process: deadenylation-dependent decapping of nuclear-transcribed mRNA. Gene Ontology annotation, cellular component: P-body; Lsm1-7-Pat1 complex. The transcript has 3 exons. Gene Ontology annotation, molecular function: RNA cap binding. NCBI's taxonomy places the organism in Eukaryota, Apicomplexa, Aconoidasida, Haemosporida, Plasmodiidae. The record is from RefSeq and is a predicted model, not a curated record. Bases 1 to 450 code for a protein of 149 amino acids.
AUGGAACAGCCGUCCAUGCCGCUCUGGCUCAACACGUUCGAGGAGGACAUUGACACGUAUAUCUUCAUUUCCUCAAGGGACAACAAACUUUAUCUAGGAAUACUGAGGACGUACGAUCAACAUGGUAACAUAUUUCUAACCCACUGUGUCGAGAAAAUAAUAGUCCCCGAUAGGAACUACUUUUCGGAUGUCUACGUUGGAAAUCUCAUCAUCAGGGGAGACAACAUCGCCUACUUCGGCUCUGUGGACGAGGACAAGUACGCAAAGAUGUUUGACUAUUCGCAACAAAAUAAGGGAGGUAAUGAAGCGGGGGAUACCUCAGAAGGCGAGAUGCCAAGGAGCCAAGGGCCCCUCACUUCCGAAAACCUUGUCCUACAGUACAAACCAAUAAAUCAAAUUUUGAGUUAUCUGCCAGAUAAUAAUCUCGACUUCUCCGUUUUUGAGAAUUAA